This is a messenger RNA of Seriola aureovittata, 8126 nucleotides long. It is a transcript of the gene tns2a, whose product is annotated as tensin 2a. Gene Ontology annotation, molecular function: protein tyrosine phosphatase activity; protein binding. Bases 689 to 5863 code for a protein of 1724 amino acids. Gene Ontology annotation, biological process: peptidyl-tyrosine dephosphorylation. The record is from RefSeq and is a predicted model, not a curated record. The transcript has 28 exons. NCBI's taxonomy places the organism in Eukaryota, Metazoa, Chordata, Actinopteri, Carangiformes, Carangidae.
GCAGAGGGGUAGAAGCAGGAGGAAAGGGAGAAAGAAGGAAGGGAGAGACGUGUUCUUUGGGAUGGGAGGACUGGGAAAGUAGAAGAAACAGCAACAAAAGGAGAGAAAGGGGUGAAGAGUGAAAGAAGAACUACAGAAGAGCUUCACAGGAUGGGAAUAUGAGUUCUCGGGCACUGACACAAGGGUCAUGUGUGUAAGUCCAGAGACAGAGGAUGUAGAAGGUGUGAUCGACUGGCACAAAGACAAACAGAAAGACUAAGUAAAGUUGGGAACCAAAGAAAGUUGGGGUGUUUGUGACUGUGUGUGUGAAGCAAAGCCGAGCAGUGAGGGGGGGGUGGAGGCAGAAAAACGGGGAGUCCAAAUGUAACUGCAGCAGGACUGAGUUGGAGAGAGAGGUGUUUUUAAAGUGCGUAUAGAGAAGGGGGGGGGGCAGAGCAUGCAGAGUGUAUCCUUCCCUCUGUCCCUGUAGCGGCACUGAACAAGAGCCAGGAAAAGGGGAAGGGCCUCCCUCUCCCCCUUCUCCAGCUGACAAAAACAGCUGCCCAGGAGCCCGGGCUGGGAGCCUGCUUAGAGGCGAGAGUAAGAGGACAGAGAGGGAGCGAGGAGGAGGGAGGACAGACAGAGAGAAGAGACAGAGGAGAAGGGGGAGGAGGAAGAAGUCUCCAAGUCCAGCACCCUGUCCACCUAUAUGGGUUGCGUCCUGAGUUCAGACUGGUGUGGGGAGGACGAGGUGCAAGCGGUGCCGGUGGUCAGAAACCCGUCCCUGAAGAGAAGGAGCCUGGAGAGGAGUGAGAGUGGCAGGAUGAGGCUGACAAAGACGGGGAAGGGAGAGCCCCACGUCUUCAAGGAAAAGACCUUCAAGAAGAAGCGGCAGUGCAGCGUGUGUCGUCAGAACGUCGACCACGUGGGCUCCUUCUGCAGAGUAUGCAAGACAGCCACCCACAGGAAGUGCGAGGCCAAGGUGACCUCUGCAUGCAUCCCAGUACCCUCCAAUGAUCUGCAGCGUAGAGGGACCGCUCCUUCUCGACACACCCAACACCUGGGGUCCACCAAGUCUCUGACCUUUACCAAGCAGAGAAACACCCUGCCAAGGAGCUUCAGUGUGGACCGUGUGAUGGAGAGAGUGAUGGAGCGCCACUACGACUUCGACCUGACCUACAUCACCGAGAGGAUCAUCUCCGUCUUCUUCCCCCCGAAGCUGGAGGAGCAGAGAUACCGGCUCAACCUGAAGGAGGUGGCUGCCAUGCUCAAGUCCAAACAUCAGGACAAAUUUCUGCUCCUGAAUCUCUCAGAGAGGCGCCACGACAUCACCCGACUGAAUCCAAAGGUUCAUGACUUCGGCUGGCCUGACCUCCACGCCCCACCGCUGGAUAAGAUCUGUGCCAUAUGUAAGGCCAUGGAGACGUGGCUGACCUCCGACCCCCAGCACGUGGUGGUCCUGCACUGCAAGGGCAACAAAGGGAAAACAGGCGUGAUUAUUGCAGCCUACAUGCACUACAGCAAGAUCUCCGCAGGGGCGGACCAGGCUCUCAGUACUCUCGCCAUGAGGAAGUUCUGUGAAGAUAAGGUGUCCUCUUCCCUCCAGCCAUCCCAAAACAGGUAUAUCUAUUACUUCGGGGGCCUUCUGUCCGGGGCGAUCAAGAUGAACAGCAGCCCUCUCUUCCUCCACCAAGUUCUCAUCCCAUCACUCCCUAACUUCCAGGGUGAAGGAGGUUACUACCCCUUCUUGAAGAUCUACCAGGCCAUGCAGUUGGUGUACACUUCAGGCAUAUAUGACCUUCAAGGCACCGGAGGAAGGCGGCUGUGUGUGACCAUCGAACCGGCGCUGCUGCUUAAAGGUGACAUCAUGGUCAAAUGCUACCACAGGCGAGCCCAGAGUGCAGACAGAGACACUGUGUUCAGGCUGCAGUUCCACACGUGCACCAUCCACGGAUCCCAGCUCUGGUUUGGCAAAGGGGAGCUGGAUGAAGCUUGUACUGAUGAGCGUUUUCCGUCUGAUGCCACCGUAGAGUUCGUCUUCUCCUCUGGACCUGAGAAGAUCAAAGGUCGUGAGUACCAGAAGAACGAUCCGGCUGUCACGGUCGACUACAACACUGCUGACCCAGUGGUUCGCUGGGAUUCCUAUGAGAACUUCAACCAGCGUUACCAGGACAGUCUGGAGGACAUUGCCCACACCAGAGGUCCUCUAGAUGGCAGUCUCUACGCUCAGAUAAAGAAGCGCCGAGGGCCUGGCUCAGGUUCUCUCACCUCAACUAAUGGCAGCAGCCCAGGGGUGGGCCUUUCUGAAGAUAGGCCCGAUCACCUCACUGCUCAAGGUUCUGACUCCGCGCUCUCAGGCCAUUCCAUCCAUUUGAGCCAAUCAUCUGUCCACGCUGACCGCCAGGAGGAGCCCAUUCGUCCACCGCCUCCAACCAGACAGGAAAGAGAGGAGCUCGAACGUCUUCUUGGAGGCAUAGAGGGGAACCGAGAUGGAGAGCGAGAGACCGCCAUCUUGGAUGACGGGGAUUCAUUGCCCUCGGAGCGAACCGGGACGCUGAGGCUCAGUCGGUCGUGUUCCUGCCGUGACGGUUACCGGUCCCAGCGCUGUGCCGAGCCUGGCUGUGACCGCACGCUCCUCAUGCCUAAUGGGUACUGCCUCGAUCGGGCUCCCGGCACCAACGGGCACCACGGGGCAACGCCUUCUGCCAGCCCCAACCCAGCUGCUCCUCCAUCACACAUGGAUCUGUGCCAACACUACAGUCCCCACUCCCACCAGUCCCUUCCACCUCCAGAUUUGGUGUGGGACCGCCAGAGUGGCCCACCGCACUACCUGCACCGCUCCUGCUCAGAGGUUCCCUCAUCUCGACAUAUCUGCCCAUACCCAUCACCGGACCUCACCCCUCACUCUCACAACCCCCCACAUCACCACCCUCUCUCUGCCCCGAGUCGCAUCUGCUGUCGAGAAGACGACUACGGCCCCUACCACCACCCUCCUCCACCUCACAGCCACCACCAUGCCCAUCCCCAUGCACACCACCCCAAACCCUCCACCAGCCCUACCUACCAUGAUAUAAUGCUAAUGGAUGGUCUGCCGCCCCCAGGCUGCCCUUGCAGAGACUGCACUAUCAGGAGGGAAGACUCGGCGGCCUAUCACGGCCUGAGGCUGGACCGGGGGGACAGCUUCCACUGGGACAGAGAGGCGGAGCUUCAGCAAAGGGAGGUGGGGCUUAGGAGAGCCAGGGAGACAGAGUUACCUAGAGGGUCAGAGCUCCAGUGGGAGAGGGAUCCUGGGCUGAGGCGAGGCAGAGAGCUGUCCAUCCACUGGGAGCGAGACAGGGAGGCUGAGCUGCAGUGGGAGAGGGACAGAGAGGCUGAAUACUGGCACAGGAGAGCCACCGUAGCCUCCUAUGGCCCACAGGGUCACGAUCUCCCAGCCUUUACGUUUGAUCCCUUGCCAUCGGGUCACCCAGCUUAUCCAGAGGCGUCGAGGUCUCAUGCUCAUUCUCACCUGGAUCUGAAGUACAGCAGCAGCAGCAGCGGUUACCAAACACCCCGCCAAGUGUGCCCCUGCUCGCCUUACCAGCCCUCGCCAUCUGAAAGCAGGGGCUACGCCUCAGGCUACCAGUCUGAGUCCACGUCACCGCUGCCUCCUGCUUCCUCCAUGAUGGGGCCCUGCAGCCAUAGCAAUGGGCCAGCAGAGCAUAACCACAACCACCACCACCACCUUCAAGACUCACAGCAGUCAUACGGCUCUGACUCACACACUGAUGGCCUUCGCAGUUCUGGUGAAAGUGUGGGCUGGAGGGAACACAUUACCCACGGAUCCUUUAAGAGAGUCCACAGAGACGGUCACGCCGCAUGCUCCACGCCGUCUGAUAUGUCUGGACCGUCCACUCCUGUCCACACCAGCAGCCCUCUUCGCACGCAGGAAAGCCCCAGUCCAGGAGGGAGGGAGUAUGAGAUCCGGACCACAGACAUCAUCAGCAGUGACUACGAGGCGUCCCAGCCACAGGACAGACACUAUCAAGCUGAUAAUAUCGUCCAGGAAUCCCCGGAGAGCCAAAAAAGCAGCACAGAGCCGUCAUCUACCAAAGACACGCAGUCAAACACAACCACACCUGUACAAACAGAACCCCACAACCACUGCACUGCACCAUCAGACCCAUCCCUUGCAGCUCCCCACCAGCAGCACUGUCGCCCAGAUAUGCCCUCGGCUUCUUCGUUGCCAGGCUGCCAGGCUCCUUCUUCCCCUAUCCAUGCUUCAACUGCACCAGAUAUACACCCCCAACCUAGCCCUCUCACUAUCCAGACCCCCCAUCCCUCAGAGGCUGCUGCUCUGCCGUCCACUGUGGCACAGGCGAUGUCCCAGCCUCAGAGUCAGACCCAGGCCCAAACCACAGGACCGAUCCAAGCAGAGGUCAACGGAUCCUAUCCAACUAGGGAAACUCACCCUGAAUCCCCAAAAUGCACCAACACCUCCAACACCCAAGCCCCUGCAUCCCCCACCAUAGCUUCAUCAUCAUCCUCCCAGCCUGCCUCCAGCAGCAUGGAGGGCUCCCCUGUCUCUGAUACCCCAGUUCCUGGCUUUGCCACCCUGGGUAGGAAGUUGAUGUUGAGUGGGUCUGACCCCCAACACCCGAACCACAUUCAGCAGCACGGACCCCUGCAUCACCACUACCCAGCCAUGGAGCACAGUGCUGCUCUGGACACUAACAAGAGGCACUGCUACUCCGCUCACACUCCUCAGCUUCACCCGUCCUCCCACUCCAACUACUCCACCAUCUCCAUCCCCCUCCCUCACCCCCAACCGCCUCUGCCGGAAAAGCGCCACCUGCCCGCCCAGCCGAGUUCACCCACCGAAGGAGUGGGGACUCUGAGGCCAGCUGUGGGCCAAGUGCCUCCCUCCACUGCCAGCACCACCCAACAUCAGCACCACGUCACCUUCUCCCCCACUGUGGGGGAAAUUGCACCCCCUACAGGCCAGAAUGAAGGAGUGGCCUCUGCAGAGCCUGAGAAUGGAAACAGGGUCAGUGUGAAGUUUGUCCAGGAUAGUUCAAGGUUCUGGUACAAGCCUGGCAUCUCCAGAGAGCAAGCCAUCACAGCUCUGAAGGAGAGAGAGCCAGGUACCUUCCUGAUCAGGGACAGUAACUCUUUCCAGGGGGCAUAUGGCUUGGCCCUGAAGGUGGCAACACCUCCUCCUAAUGUCAACAACCACAGCAGCAAGGUGAGUGACCCUCUGGAGCAGCUGGUCAGACACUUCCUGAUAGAAACGGGCCCUCGAGGAGUCAAGAUUAAAGGAUGUCAGAAUGAGCCCUACUUUGGGAGUCUGUCAGCAUUGGUCUACCAACACUCCAUCACACCCAUUUCUUUGCCCUGCACUCUGAAGAUCCCAGAAAAAGAUUUGAUAGGAGACGUUCAGGAGGUUCAGCCAGUGAGCAACAUCAGCACAGCUGCCGACCUGCUUAAACAAGGAGCAGCCUGUAACGUCCUCUACCUGAACUCUGUGGAAACAGAGUCUCUGACCGGCCCCCAGGCCAUUGCCAAGGCAACAGACGCCACCUUGGGUCGUAACCCGCGUCCUGCUGCCACUGUCGUACAGUUCAAAGUGACGUCGCAGGGCAUCACGCUCACCGACAGCCAGCGCAGGGUUUUCUUCAGGAGACAUUACCCAGUGAACAGCGUAACCUUCAGCAGCAUCGACCCGAAAGACAGGAGGUGGACUAACUCAGACAACACCACUAUUAAGGUGUUCGGUUUUGUAGCCAAGAAGCCCGGCAGCUUGGCGGAGAACGUUUGCCACAUGUUCGCAGAGCUGGACCCCGAACAACCCGCCUCUGCCAUCGUCAACUUUGUCAACAAGGUCAUGUUGUCGCAGCGCCGAUAGACAAAGAAAGGAAAUGGAGCUCGGAGCACACAAGCAGUGACACGCAGCACAUGAGUAUUGACGAGGCAUUUACUGCACAGUGACGUCCCACUGCUUGUGUUCUCUAAGUUCUUUAAGUUCUCUUUGUCCUUCAGUUGAUGAUGUGAUGAAGAUUUUCUUAUUGUUGGGUGUAAAUACAUUCAGAAGGCGACUGAAAAUCUGAGUCCAUGAUCCCUACAGAUGGUUUUUCAUCUGUUAAUGUGCCACUCCGUCUGCUCCUAAACAACCCCCACCUUUCUGAAAAUAUAUAUAUAUAUAUAUACUGUAACAGCACAUUUCAGUUUUCUUAUAUAGUAAAGUAUUGUUGGAUGCAAAAAUAAUAAACACAGUGUUCAAACAAAGCCAUGAUGUAAAGUGUUACAACUCCUCCGAGGACGAGGAGGCUUCAGAGGAAACUUGUGCAUCUACCAGGGAUCUGUAUCAUGAGGAAAGAUUAGUGGCUUAACCAACUAUCUUUGGCUUUAACUCAGGUUCUCUGGUAUCAUGAAGCUGGCUCACCAUGCUGCAUAGAUUCAUGCUCCUUCUUCCGUCAUGAAUAAGCGUCAAGACGCUCAGUGUAAGUUCAGAACUUCAGUUCAGAAUCAACAUGUUUUUAAACAGACGAACAAAUGGGAAUUGUAGCUGCAUAGUAAUUGCAAACACUGUUAAUUAGCUCAAUGAAUUAUAAGAAUCUGCAGUCAGAUGUUUAUUUGUUUUCUUCAGGAUGUUUUUUUAGAAGGAUGAUCUGACGGAUUAUCAGUUUAUUUACCAAGCAGAUUAUUUUGGAAAUGCCAGCCAUAAUUAACAGGCCUGUAACAGCUUCUCAUUCUGUUCUAGUCCUGUGAAUAUAUUUUAUCUUUAAGUGGUAGAUUAUCAGUUUUGGCCACUACAGCCCACACUGGUACCAUCAUUUCAUCUUAUGCCACAUGAACUUUGACUCUAAUUAUGUUGGAUGUGAUCAGCUUGUAUGUUCACAUUAACAUGCUCAGAGCUAAAAAGGUAAACCAAUAGUUAACUGAGCCGGUUGACAACCAGCUUCAUGAUACCCAGGAUCCCUGACGUCAGGAGGGAGCCAGGCAAAGCUGAACUUCAUGCUACCGGCCCCUGGUAAAUGAUAGUUAAAUGCAGCUUUUAUCAUGUUACUCUGGCUGCUGUUCAGUCGUACAAUGAUAGAAGAGGUAAAAGCAGCUUUAAGGACACAGAGCAGACCGUGUGGAGCCAUGGAGUCGUGUUGAGGGCAGCGAUGGCGCUUUAAGGUCCAACAUUUCGACCUUAAAAAAACAGCAGGUGUUUAUAUUUUGUAUUGUUACAAAAUUCUUUAUUUUUUUUUUCUUUGUUUAAAAAAAAAAAGUGACCAAAGUCCUGAUGAUGUAAUUUAGUUUCUAUAUUUAGAGAUGUUCAGGUAUUCAGAUGUAUGUACAGCAUAUUUACAGCCACUCUUGCCUUCAUCCCCACCACAACACAUCACCUUCACCAGUGUAAAUCACAAUUGACAAUCGUUGUUUUUUCCACUCACAUACACUUAAUAAUCAGAGCGAGUGAGAGACAUAACUCUCUAAUGAAAGUAAACACGAAUGUGAGGUUUUAACUUUUAACCAGAGUGUGUGCGAGGGAGUGGCGUGCGCUCGUAUGUGUGUGUGUGUGUGUGUGUGUUGAGGGUAUUUAAGUAAAUAUGAUGGGUAAAGGUAAUGUUACAUCCACUUUUAAAAGAAAUGCAUGUGAAAUGGGGAAAAAGCUAGAUGGAGGAGGGACGUAGUGUUCAAUCACACCACUGCCGUGACAUGUUUGGUGUUCAUUCACUGCCUCACACCUUCUGACUACAUCCAUUGUAUCAGACGUUUUCACACAUACUGUAUGUUUUCAAAGACAGGUUAGCACACAUCAGCAGGACAGUGGCCUAAAGACAGAUGUACUUAACCAAAGACAAAGCACUCUUGUAUUAAUAAGCUUUUUAUCCAGCUAUAUUUUUGUACUUAUUGCUUCUUGUAUUUUUACUAUGCAUUUAUUUAGUGUGUUGCCUCGUUUGGUAAAAACCUAGAAAAACACUACUUGUAUUACAGCGAUAAUAUAUUGUGGUCUGUUUUCUUGUUGAUCUCUAUAUUAUGUAGUAAUAUAUUUUCACAUGCAGCUAUAGGACAGUGUAUGAGACAUAAAAAGGAAACAUUUGGGGUUUUUUUCAAAAGAAUAAUAUGCUAUUUUGUAUGCAAAAACAAAUGAAGAAUACAAUUAAAUUGAAAUGAUGUGG